This is a messenger RNA of Brettanomyces bruxellensis, 1260 nucleotides long. RefSeq lists its product as uncharacterized. The transcript has a single exon. NCBI's taxonomy places the organism in Eukaryota, Fungi, Ascomycota, Pichiomycetes, Pichiales, Pichiaceae. The record is from RefSeq and is a predicted model, not a curated record. Gene Ontology annotation, molecular function: S-methyl-5-thioribose-1-phosphate isomerase activity. The coding region runs from base 1 to 1260 and encodes 419 amino acids.
AUGGAAAAGGAAACGUUGAAAUCAAUUAAAUUUACUGAUCACCCAGUUAGCCUAGAGAUCUUGAAUCAAUUGUUAAUUCCCCAUGAAACUCAGUACAUGAAAAUUGAUUCCAUGGUCCCAGGACCCGGAUCCAGUUUUUCUGCGUUUGAAGCAAUAAAAGGGAUGUAUACUAGAGGUGCGCCUGCCAUUAUGCUUGUGGGAUGUUUCUCUGUUGUUGUUGAAUUGUAUAGAGUUAUCCUAAAUCACGAGUCCGAGGUGAUGGGUUACGACAUAGAUGAUAUAUCAUUGUUUAAGUCACAUCUCUUAUCGCAGAUAGAUACAUUGGUUAGCUCGAGACCAACAGCAGUCAAUCUCUCUAAUGCUUGUAAUGAAAUCAGGGAGGUGAUCAAGUCUUUUAAAGGUUCUAACUUGAAAGAUCUCUAUAACGAAAUCCUUGGUUUCGCACGUUCUCUUUAUGAAUCGGAUUUAAGAUCUAACAUGCAAAUAGGCAGUCAUGGAAAAAGAUAUAUUUAUGACGAAUUGCUGAAGGAGAACUUUUCAGGUGACUUUGCUGUUAUGACCAUCUGUAAUACAGGCUCUCUCGCAACUUCAGGAUAUGGAACAGCUCUAGGGAUUAUCCGAGCUCUUUAUCAUGGUGAAAACGAACAAUUGCAUCUGCCCUUUAAAAUGAGUCAUGUUUACAGCUUGGAAACGAGGCCGUAUAACCAGGGUUCGCGUUUAACUGCCUAUGAGCUCAAACAUGAUGGCAUACCGUUUACUUUAAUUUCGGAUAGUAUGGCCAGCUUUUUAAUUGAGAGCUUGGCGGGUAGUUCGAAAGACCGCAAAGCAGGUUUGGAUGACUGUCCUGUGAAGUUCAUAAUAGUGGGUGCUGACAGAAUCGCCAAAAAUGGUGAUUUUGCCAACAAGAUCGGAACUUUCCAACUAGCACUAAUUGCCUCUCUCUACCCUUCGGUGAAAUUCAUAGUUGCCGCACCAACCACUACAAUUGAUCGAAAUAUUUGUUGUGGUGCCGAUAUAAAGGUUGAGUUGCGUAAAAUGGAGGAAUUUGCAGAAGUUAAAGGUGCAGAAGUGAGAAUGAAUGGUACUGUGGUGAAAGAUCCAGAAGAUGGCCAUGUUAUUUUAAAGACAGUGAGGGUAGCUCCAUCUGGCAUUGAUAUCUGGAAUCCUUCAUUUGAUGUGACACCUCACCGGCUUGUUGAUGCAAUCGUUACAGAGGAUUGCGUUUACACAAAAAGUAGCGAAGGAGUCUUUUCCCUAUAA